CUCCCUGUCCCUCCUUCCCCUCCUCUCCAACCCUCCCUGUCCCUCCUUCCCCUCCUCUCCAACCCUCCCUGUCCCUCCUUCCCCUCCUCUCCAACCCUCCCUGUCCCUCCUUCCCCUCCUCCCUGUCCCGCCUCCUCCUUCCCCUCCUCCUCUUCCUCCCAGGUUCCAGUAUGCAGGACAGUAGAAGCAGCAGUUCCACGACUGCAGAGGAGGCCUCCAGAGGAGUGGCUGUAGAGAAACUGGACUUCAUGAAGCAAUGGGGCCUCAACACCUACAAGUGCACUAAACAGAUGAUCGCAGAGCGGUUUGGUCGUGGUUCUCGGACUGUGGAUCUAGAACUGGAGGCUCAGAUAGAAGUUCUCCGGGACACCAAGAGGAAGUAUGAGACUGUGCUGCGACUGGCCAGAGCCCUGACCAAUCACUUGUACAGCAUGGUGCAGACGCAACACGCCCUCGGGGACACCUUCACCGACCUCAGCCUGAAAUCACCUGAACUACGAGAUGAGUUUGGGUACAACGCAGAACAGAAGUUAUUAUGCAAGAACGGAGAGACACUGCUAGGAGCCAUCAACUUCUUUGUGUCCAGCAUCAAUACACUGGUUAACAAGACCAUGGAGGAUACGCUGAUGACCAUCAAGAUGUACGAGGCUGCUAGGUUAGAGUAUGAUGCGUACAGGGCAGACCUAGAGGAGUUAAGCGUUGGACCCAGGGAUGUGGUGAACAUGGCCCGUAUAGAUACAGCCCAGGAGCAGUACCAGAUCCACAAGGACAAAUAUGAACGUCUUCGCUCUGACGUCACUAUCAAACUCAACUUCCUGGAUGAAAACAAGGUAAAGGUGAUGCAUAAACAGCUGCUCCUGUUCCAUAAUGCCAUCUCAGCGUACUUUGCUGGGAACCAGCAGCAGUUGGAGCAGACCCUGAAGCAGUUCAACAUCAAGCUGAGGCCCCCAGGGGCCGACAAACCCUCCUGGCUUGAGGAACCAUGAGGGAGGGAGCCACAGGAGACAGGGCAUCCCAGGAGAGGCCCUCCUAACCUGGGAAACAGCGGACCCCCCAAAACCCUUACUAUCCACUACAGUGGACCACGGACGGACAGACAGACGGACAGGACAACGUAGAGAUGGAUGGAUGGAUGAAUGGGCCAAGGGCCUUGUAUCUAUAGAGGACUGUGUCACAAUCAGGGACUUGUCUUAUUUUCCUCUCUUUCAUGAUCUCUCCUUUUCUGUCUUUAUCCACAAAUCCUCCUGUAUAAUAUAUUAUCUCCAGUCCUCUAUGUAAGUGAUAAUGCCCGAGAAGCCGGUGUUUGGAGGAUAUAUUGGCACCGGUUAGGCCCCGAGACUGAGUCGUAUAUAUCCUCCAAACACCGGCUUCUCGGGCAUUAUCACUUUUACACAACGGGUUACCAACACAUUCAAAUGAUGAUUGACAUAUUUUCAUUAAACGUUAUUUUGAUGAAUUUAUUCAUACUAUUUCGUCCUUCCACAAGAUAUUUAUAUAGUCCAGACACACAUUCUGUGGUUGCUACCCAAGCCAGCGGGUUGUUCGUUCCAACGGUUCGGCUGCCAGAGACACCAACCCAGUCUUUCAGUCUUUUUGUUCUGUAUCUGUGGACGCGACCCAGUCAUUCCUUGUAAAUGCUCCAUUGCCAUACUGGCUAGCUAGCUAGCUACUCCAUACUGGCUAGCUAGCUCGCUACUCCAUACUGGCUAGCUCGCUAGCUACUCCAUACUGGCUAGCUAGCUCGCUACUCCAUACUGGCUAGCUCGCUAGCUACUCCAUACUGGCUAGCUCGCUAGCUACUCCAUACUGGCUAGCUCGCUAGCUACUCCAUACUGGCUAGCUCGCUCGCUACUCCAUACUGGCUAGCUCGCUAGCUACUCCAUAUUGGCUAGCUAGCUCGCUACUCCAUACUGGCUAGCUAGCGCGCUACUCCAUACUGGCUAGCUAGCUCGCUACUCCAUACUGGCUAGCUAGCUCGCUACAAGAUACUGACUAGCUUGCUCGCUACUCCAUACUGGCUAGCUUGCUAGCUACUCCAUACUGGCUAGCUACUCCAUACUGGCUAGCUUGCUAGCUACUCCAUACUGGCUAGCUACUCCAAACUGGCUAGCUUGCUAGCUACUCCAUACUGGCUAGCUUGCUAGCUACUCCAUACUGGCUAGCUACUCCAUACUGGCUAGCUUGCUAGCUACUCCAUACUGGCUAGCAAGUGCAGCCAGAAUAACAACAAAGUAGCUGUUUUCUAGUUAGAUUUAUUUGGAUACAACCAUAACAAUGAACUAAUGAUGCGCAAAUUUGCCUGGCAGAGAAAAUGUGCUCUCUUGUCAGGACACUGUUCAGACAAAAUAAAUACAAUCCAUGACAUCAAUUUGAACUGAUGUUAAUAAAUGAAAUCCACCACAGCUGA
Oncorhynchus keta (chum salmon) is the source of this 2407-nucleotide messenger RNA. RefSeq names its product arfaptin-2-like. Gene Ontology annotation, biological process: regulation of Arp2/3 complex-mediated actin nucleation; intracellular protein transport. Gene Ontology annotation, cellular component: trans-Golgi network membrane. NCBI's taxonomy places the organism in Eukaryota, Metazoa, Chordata, Actinopteri, Salmoniformes, Salmonidae. Gene Ontology annotation, molecular function: protein domain specific binding; phospholipid binding. The record is from RefSeq and is a predicted model, not a curated record.